Messenger RNA from Tetranychus urticae (two-spotted spider mite), 1754 nucleotides. RefSeq names its product adiponectin receptor protein 2. Gene Ontology annotation, molecular function: signaling receptor activity. Gene Ontology annotation, cellular component: membrane. NCBI's taxonomy places the organism in Eukaryota, Metazoa, Arthropoda, Arachnida, Trombidiformes, Tetranychidae. The record is from RefSeq and is a predicted model, not a curated record.
AAUGGAUCUAGCAAUCUUUUUCAACAACAUUGUGCAUGCAAAUUUGUUUACUUUGCAAAUUGAAUCCAGGAACCAAUUUUCUUGAAUAUUAGAUAAAAUUUCCCAGGAAUACCAAAUUAGUAUUUAUCAGCUUAAUCGGAAGUAUUGUUCAAUCACCAAUGGAAACAUCAUUCAAAGGUUUGGCAGACGAUUUAAACAAUAUACCAUUAGCUGAUGAAGAUGCUCCAGAUGAAGAGGAAAGUGAUGAUGAAGGUGCAUCUAGACUUGAUUUGAACCAUAGUUUAACUCAGGAUCCAAGCUUCGAUUCAUUAGGCUCUAAUGAUCAACAAACUGAUAUUAAUUCCUUUGAUCCAGAAAUGAAUAAGGAAGAGAUCGAGGAAAGAGAAAGAUUAAUUCAGCAAGUAUUGGAGCUACAAAACACUUUAGAUGAUCUAUCAUUGCGAGUCGAUGGUGUAAAAGAGGAAAAUCUGAAAUUAAAAUCUGAGAAUCAAGUUCUUAGUCAAUACAUAGAGGACUUAAUGUCUGCAUCAACUGUUUUUCAAUCGACAUCACCAAACGUUUCCAAGAAAAGGGGGAAAUUAUAAAUAUAUUGUUCGUGCUGUUAUGUAAUGAAAUGGUUUAACAAUUAUUCAGUGUGAAAUCAAGAAUUAUUUUCACUCUAGAGAAGGACUGCAAUUAUAUAAUUUAAAUGCCAACCAGAUUAAGAAUAAUUACUUUCGAUGAGCUACCUAAUUGGAUGAAAGACAAUGAUCUAGUUAUCACUGGCUAUCGUGCACCAACACCAUCUUUCUGGAUCUGUGCUAAAACAUUAUUUUCUCUGCACAACGAAACAUUGUCUAUAUGGAGUCACCUGUUGGCUUCGAUUUAUUUUUUCUCUCUUUAUGCUUCAGAUUUAAAAUAUCGCCAUUGUCGUACUCUGGUGAAUGAUGAUCUCUUUCUCAAACUGUAUUAUUUAACAGCCACAAUUGCCUUCAUAUGUAGCGCUAUUUAUCACCUGUUUUGCUGUUACUCUCAUUAUGUUCGUGACAUUCUCGUGAAGGUUGAUUACAUUGGAAUAACGAUUUUUAUCACUGGUUCUUUUAUGACCUGGCUCUAUUAUGCUUUUCACGGAGAAACAUCUCAAAACUGUGUUUAUCUUUAUGCUAUCUGUUUUGGUGGCUUAUUGGUUGGGAUUUUGACUCAGCUUGAUCAUUUCAACGCAAGAGAAAGUCGUGGUCAUAGAGCAGGUAUUUAUGUUAUCUUUGGGCUUUCAUUAACAAUUCCAGCCAUUUUGUUGUUUCAAAAAUCUUGUAAAUCACGGCAAACAACUAAAAUAAUCAGUAGCGUGAUCUACACUACUAUCAUCUAUAUGACUGGAGGAUUCAUCUAUACAACUCGACUUACCGAACGAUUAUGGCCCGGAAAAGUUGACAUAAUUGGCCAUAGUCAUCAAAUAUUUCAUGUUAUUGUGGUUAUUGCAUCUAUUGUCCAUGAAAAGAUGAUUGUCUUUAUCGCUACUACAAACGAGGAAAUGGUUGAUACUAAAAAAUGGCUGUUAUGAAGUUAUUUUUAGAAAUAUCUUAUCAUUGAAACAUACUCAUUGCAUUAAAAGAUGUUGAUUAACAAGCUUGAACUACUAUUCAAUCUAAUCAAUAUUUUCAAUAAUGAAAACAUAUUCAAAUUACAGCUUACAAAUUGAUCAAUUAAAAGUGUGAAAAACAAAACAAUGAAAUAAAUUUUAACUAACCCUUUCAAAUAAAGAUAUUUUUAUAAAA